Messenger RNA from Closterium sp. Naga37s-1, 1162 nucleotides. The record is from the annotation of a GenBank genome assembly. Lineage: Eukaryota; Viridiplantae; Streptophyta; Zygnematophyceae; Desmidiales; Closteriaceae.
AGUUAUCUCAGAGAUCAACCAGGGAGAUCAACCAGGGAGAUCAACCAGGGAGAUCAACCAGGGAGAUCAACCAGGGAGAUCAACCAGGGAGAUCAACCAGGGAGAUCAACCAGGGAGAUCAUCAACCAGGGAGAUCAACCAGGGAGAUCAACCAGGGAGAUCAUCAACCAGGGAGAUCACCAGGGAGAUCAUCAACAGGGAGAUCAACCAGGGAGAUCAUCAACCAGGGAGAUCAACCAGGGAGAUCAUCAACCAGGGAGAUCAACAACCAGGGAGAUCAUCAACCAGGGAGAUCAUCAACCAGGGAGAUCAUCAACCAGGGAGAUCAACCAGGGAGAUCAACCAGGGAGAUCAUCAACCAGGGAGAUCAUCAACCAAGGAGAUCAACCAGGGAGAUCAUCAACCAGGGAGAUCAACCAGGGAGAUCAUCAACCAGGGAGAUCAACCAGGGAGAUCAUCAACCAGGGAGAUCAUCAACCAGGGAGAACCAGGGAGAUCAUCAACCAAGGAGAUCAACCAGGGAGAUCAUCAACCAGGGAGAUCAACCAGGGAGAUCAUCAACCAGGGAGAUCAACCAGGGAGAUCAUCAACCAGGGAGAUCAUCAACCAGGGAGAUCAUCAACCAGGGAGAUCAACCAGGGAAGCGUCAGGGCGAGUGCCAACGGCGCGCAUCUCCUCCCCCUACGCGGUCGACAACGACAUGGCGCCAGUCAUCGCCGACUUCUCCCCAACGCAAGGGCGAGUGCCCACAGCGCGCAUCUCCUCCCCUUACGCAGUCGACAACGACAUGGCGCCAGUCAUCGCCGACUUCUCCUCGCGCGGCCCCGUCGUCAACCCCGCCAUGCAGGCCUCCUGGGCCGGCACCAACGACAUCUUAAAGCCCGACGUCGUCGGCCCGGGCGUCAACCUCUGGGGCCCUUGGCGCACCCCAUCCCUCGCCCAAGCUUCCACUCCCAACUUCGGCAUGGUUUCUGGAACAUCUAUGGCUACACCUCACCUUGCGGGGCUUGCCGCGCUCGUUGUGCAGAAGAACCCGACGUGGUCUCCAGCUCAGAUCAUCUCGGCGUUUAUGACCACGGCCAGCACCACGACUAAUCGCGGCGGGUUGAUUCCUACGGAUACAGGGAGCGUGGCGACCCCGUGGGACAUGGGGCAGGGUCAG